Molecule: messenger RNA, 4137 nt
Organism: Chrysochloris asiatica (Cape golden mole)
Lineage: Eukaryota; Metazoa; Chordata; Mammalia; Afrosoricida; Chrysochloridae
Gene: PRX
Product: periaxin
Exons: 4
Coding region: 1-4137 (1378 amino acids)
Biological process (GO): peripheral nervous system myelin maintenance; regulation of RNA splicing
Cellular component (GO): cytoplasm; nucleus
Molecular function (GO): protein binding
Source: RefSeq, a predicted model, not a curated record
AUGGAGGUCAGGAGUCGGAGUGCCGAGGAACUGCGGCGGGCGGAAUUGGUGGAGAUCAUCGUGGAGACGGAGGCACAGACCGGAGUCAGCGGCAUCAACGUAGCGGGUGGUGGCAAGGAGGGAAUCUUCGUCCGCGAGCUGCGCGAAGACUCGCCAGCAGCCAGGAGCCUCAGCCUCCAGGAAGGGGACCAGCUGCUCAGCGCCCGUGUGUUUUUUGACAACUUCAAGUACGAGGAUGCACUACGCCUGCUGCAAUGCGCCGAGCCCUACAAGGUCUCCUUCUGCCUGAAGCGCACUGUGCCCACCGGGGACCUGGCGCUGCGGCCCGGGACCGUGGCUGGCUACGAGAUCAAGGGCCCGCGGGCCAAGGUGGCCAAGCUGAACAUCCAGAGUCUGUCCUCAGUGAAGAAGAAGAAGAUGUUGGUGCCUGGGGCCCUGGGGGCCCCUGCAGAUCUGGUCCCCGUUGACGUGGAAUUCUCCUUCCCUAAGUUCUCUCGGCUGCGUCGGGGCCUUAAAGUUGAGGCCGUCAAGGGCCCUGUCUCAGCUCUCCCUGCCCGCCGGCGCCUCCAAUUGCCCCGGUUUCGGGUCCGAGAAGUGGCUGGGGAGACUCAGGCAGCUAGGAUGGCUGCUGCUGCUCCUCCCCACAGAAAAACCAAGGAGGAGGCUGAGGUGGUAACAGGAGCCCGCUUCGCAGCACCCCAGGUGGAGCUGGUUGGGCCCCGGCUGCCAGGUGCUGAAGUGGGCGUCCCCCAGGUUUCAGUCCCCAAGGGGCCAGGGGAGGUGGCCCCCUCAGUGGAGGCAGCCAGUGGCUUUCCCCUCCACCUGCCAACUCUUGGGCUGAUAGCCCCAGCUCCACCGACUAAGGAACCCACGGUCGUGGGGAUCCAGGUUCCCCAAGUGGAGCUGCCCACCUUGCCUUCGCUCCCUACUUUGCCCACCCUUCCCUGUCUGGAGACCCAGGAAAGUGCUGUAGCAGUGACGGUGCCCACCCUGGACGUGGCAAUGCCUACUGUGGGUGUGGACCUGGCUUUGCCUGGCACAGAAGUGGAGGCCCGGGGAGAGGCACCAGAGGUGGCCCUGAAGAUGCCCCGCCUCAGUUUCCCCCGCUUUGGGGCUCGGGCAAAAGAAGUUGCUGAAGGCAAGGUAGCCAAGGGUAGCCCUGAGGCCAGGGCGAAGGGGCCCAGACUCCGAAUGCCCACCUUUGGUCUUUCUCUCUUGGAGCCCCGGCCUGCUGCCCCUGAAGCUGUGGUUGAGAGCAAGCUGAAGUUGCCUACCAUCAAGAUGCCCUCUUUUGGCCUUGGAGUGUCAGGGCCUGAAGUAAAGCUCCCCAAGGUCCCUGACGUCAAGCUCCCCAAAGUGCCUGAGGCGGCUCUUCCUGAUGUGCAGCUCCCAAAAGUGUCAGAGAUAAAAGUCCCAGAGAUGAAAUUUCCAAAGGUGCCGGAGAUGGCCGUGUCAGAGGUGCAGCUACCAGAGGUACAGCUGCCAAAAGUCCCUGAGAUGAAACUCCCGAAGGUACCUGAGGUGGUCGUGCCGGCUGUGCACCUCCCGGAAGUGCAGCUCCCAAAGGUUCCAGAAAUGAAACUUCCCGAGAUGAAACUCCCAAAGAUGCCCGAGGUGGCUGUACCGGAUGUAUGUCGCCUGGAGAUGCAGCUGCCAAAGGUGUCAGAAAUGAAACUCCCCAAGGUACCUGAGAUGGUCGUGCCAGAUGUGCACCUUCCAGAAGUGCAGCUCCCGAAGGUUCCAGAAAUGAAGCUCCCUGAGAUGAAACUCGCAAAGAUGCCCGAGAUAACUGUGCCAGAUGUACGCCUCCUGGAGAUGCAACUCCCGAAGGUUCCAGAGAUGAAACUUCCAAAGGUACCUGAGAUGACCGUGCCCGACGUGCACCUCCCAGAGGUGCAACUCCCAAAGGUCUCAGAGAUGAAAGUCCCCGACGUGAAGUUCCCAGAGAUAAAACUCCCCAAAGUGCCCGAGAUGGCUGUGCCCGAUGUGCACCUCCCGGAGGUACAGCUGCCAAAGGUGUCUGAGAUGCGGCUGCCAGAAAUGCAGGUGCCCAAGGCCCCAGAUGUGUGCCUUCCAAAGGCCCCGGAGGUGAAGCUGCCCAAGGCUCCAGAGGUUCAACUUAAAGUUGCCGGGACUGAGCAGGCUGAAUUUGAUUUCAAGAUGCCCAAGAUGACCAUGCCUAAGCUGGGGAGGCCAGGGUCCCCCCAACAAGGCAAGCCAGGCGAGGCAGGUGCUGGGGUCUCAGGGAAAUUGGUGACACUUCCCUGUCUUCAGCAGGAGGUGGGUGGCAAGGUUCAUGUGGCUGCACCUUCCCUCAAACUGCCCUCAGUGGAGCUAGACCUGCCAGGUGCCCUCAAUUUGGAGGGCCAGGUCCCAGUGGGUGCAGUUCACAAGGUGGAGCUGGCAAAGGGCCCUGGGGUGACAGCAGGGAUGGGAGAAGCCAGCUUCCGGAUGCCCUCUGUUGAGAUUGUUGCUCCACAGCUGCCCACAGUGGAGGCUGCGGAAGGGCGGCUAGAGAUGGUGGAGAUGAAAGUCAAACCCUCCUCCAAGUUCUCCCUACCCAAGUUUGGACUCUCAGGGCCAAAGGUGGCCAAGGUGGAGGCUGAGGGGGCUGGGCGAGCCACCAAGAUGAAGGUAUCCAAGUUUGCCAUCUCACUCCCCAAGGCUCGGGCAGGGACUGAGGCCGAGAUUAAAGGGGUAGGUGAGGUGGGCAUGCUGCCUGCCCUCGAUUUAUCUAUCCCUCAGCUCAGCCUGGACACCCAUUUGCCCAUGGGAAAGGUGGAGGUGGCAGGGGCUGAUGGCAAGCUCAAGGGGUCUAGGUUUGCGCUUCCCAAGUUUGGGGUCAGAGGUCGGGACAUUGAGGCUGGAGAACUAGGGGGAGCUGAGCUGGAGGGUAAGGGCUGGGGUUGGGAUGGGAAGGUGAAGAUGCCCAAGCUGAAAAUGCCCUCCUUUGGGCUGGCUCGGGGCAAGGAAGCAGAAGUCCAGGAGGGGCGCAGCAGCCCUGAGGAAAAGUCAGAGUCCACCACCAGGCAGCUUAAGCUUCCCGAGGUGGAGCUAGUCACAUUGGGAGCUGAAGAAGAAGGGCAGGCAGAGGGGGCACUGGCUGUCAGUGGGAUGCGGCUGUCAGGCCUGCAGGUCUCCACUACUGAGCACGUGGGCACUGAGGGCCAGGAAGGGGUUCUAAAGAUGUCCCCAGUGGGCAUUUCUCUGCCCCAGGUGGAGCUGACCAGUUUUGGGGAGAUGGGACCAGGUGGCACUGUGGGUCAGCAGGCCGAGGGUGCAGCCUCUUCAGCAGAAGGCACAGCUGGCUAUAGGGUCCAGGUGCCUCAGGUGACCUUGUCCCUGCCUGGAGCCCAGGUGGCCAGUGGUGAGCUGUUGGUAGGUGAGGGUGUCUUCAAGAUGCCCUCUGUAACUGUGCCCCAGCUUGAGCUGGACAUGGGGCUGAGCCGCGGGGCACAGGUAGGUGAAGCAGGCACAAGUGAGGGUGGGCUGAGGCUGAAGAUGCCCACUCUGGGGCCAGGGACUGGGGUGGGUGCAGAGGGGACUGAGGAGCAGCUGGCAGGGGCAGAGCACACCUUCCGCCUCACGCUGCCCGAUGUGGAACUCUCGACACCUGCCGUUGGCAGCCAUGCUGAAUACCAGGUGGCAGAGGGCGAGGGGGACACCGGGCACAAGCUCAAGGUGCGGCUGCCUCGGUUUGGCCUGGUGCGAGCCAAGGAGGCAGGCGAGGAGGGCGAGAAGGUCAAGAGUCCAAAACUCAGGCUGCCCCGUGUGGGCUUCAGCCAGGGUGAGGCAACCACUGGAGGGAGCUCCCCAAGCCCUGAUGAGGAGGAAGAAGAGGGCAGUGGGGAAGGGACAACAGGGCGUCGAGGCCGGGUCCGAGUCCGCCUGCCCCGUGUGGGGCUGGCUGCCCCUUCCAAGGCCUCCAGGGGGCAGGAGGGUGAGGGAACCGUCAAGUCCCCUGGCGCAGAGAAGUCACCCAAGUUCCGCUUCCCCAGGGUUUCCCUCAGCCCCAAGGCCCAGAGCCGGGACCGGGAAGAGGGUGGGUUCCGAGUCCGGCUGCCCAGUGUGGGGUUUACAGAGACGGGGGCUCCAGGCCCCACCCUGGUGGAGGGAGCUCCAGCUGCAGUCAUUUGA